CUUAUAACUACUAAAUCAUUUGCUCUGGAAAAAUAAUACAGUCGAGGAACCGGAAAGAAAAUAUAAUAAUAAUUAAAAAUAAAUAAAUUAUUGUUGCUUUCCUGCUGCUGCUGCUGGUGGCAACAUUUAAAUCCUUUAUUUCCCUGACACUUCGCUAAACUUGCUACCAAGCAACCGAGCCAUCUCUCUCCCUCCGCCAAAUUCCACCGCCUCAAAAAAUUCCCCCAAAAAAGGGCAGCGGCCACCGGCUCCGGCGAAAACCACGCCCCGUCAACGGUGACUCAAUGCGAAGUAGUCGCGAACACAGAGAGAACUAAAUUUCCAAGUACACAGGAGCGAUGUCGCCGCAGAAACGAUCCUCGCCGAUCUCAGCGCCUCCGGCGGCGAGUCCCGGGAGCAGCGAUCUCAAGCCACGAGUCAUAGCCUGCCUGAACAAGCUCUCCGACCGCGACACCUUCGCCGUCGCCACGGCCGAGCUCGAGUCAAUCGCUCGGAGCUUGACUCACGACUCGUUCUCUCCGUUCCUCAACUGCAUUCACAACACCGAUUCCUCCUCCAAAUCCCCCGUCCGGAAGCAAUGCGUGAGCCUGCUGGCGCUCCUCUCUCACUCCCACGGGAACUCGCUGUCCCCUCACCUUUCCAAAAUGGUCUCCACCGUCGUCCGCCGCCUCCGGGACCCGGAUUCCGCCGUCCGGUCGGCCUGCGUCGAGGCCGCCGCCGCCAUGUCGUCUCAGGUCACGCAUCCUCCCUUCUCCACCGUCUCGAAGCCGCUCAUAGAGAUGGUGACGGUGGAGCAAGAUCUGAACUCCCAGAUCGGAGCCGCGAUGUGCCUGGCGGCGGCGAUUGAGGCGGCGCCGGAGCCGGAGGUUGAGCAGCUGAGGAAGGUGCUGCCUAGGCUGGGUAAGCUGGUGAAGGGAGAAGGAUUCAAGGCCAAAGCGGCAUUGUUGAGUGUGAUUGGGAAUAUUGUAGGCGUUGGAGGCGCGGCGAGUAAGAGCAUUUUGGAAUGGUUAGUGCCCUGUUUGGUUGACCUAUUGAGCUCUGAAGAUUGGGCGGCGAGGAAGGCUGCGGCCGAGGCAUUGGGGAAGAUUGCAGUUGCGGAGAAACAAGCAGCCAAGGAUCAUAGAACUUCGUGUUUGAGCUCUUUGGAGAACAGGAGGUUUGAUAAGGUAAAGCUUGUUCGAGAGACUAUGAACCGUACCCUGGAGUUGUGGAAGGAGGUAGAUGGUGGUUCUGACCAAGAGAUUUCAGUGUCAAGCCUCUCUAGAUCUUCUUCAGGAGGAGAUAAUGGUAAUGGUGGAUGCAUCAGAAGCUCUAACAACGUUGGCUAUAAAACGCCUUCUUCAUCAAGGAAGUCUUUCCCACCACCCAGUAGGUCCCCUCCAUCGGAUGCUUCUCCUGUUGUGACCACAGCCAAGAAGCAAAGUCUUGUGAAGAGUAAUGACAGCAAUUCAAGGCCGGCAAUGUUUCAGAAAGUGGACCACAGGAGGCCUUCUCCCAAUUGGAAAAUUGAAGUUGCUGUAGCACCACAGGAGAAGGCCUGUGAAGAUGACAUCAAGAUGCAGGAGCCAAAGGUCCUGAAACCGGUCGAGGAAGUGAAAAAUGGGAGUUUGAGUCCAGAAACUAAGCGGGUGCUCUUCAGCAGCAGCAGCACCCGCGGCGGCCAUGACAAGCUUCACAAAUUUGGUGGGUUCAGAUCUGGGUCGAGGGUGGUUCCUUAUGACUACGAUGAUGAGGGGGAUGACGGUGAAAUGUGUUACACCAAAGGAGUCGGGUUGAACAAGCCUGCUGAAGAUUUGUAUGAGAAUCCCAAAGAGAUGGAGGAUCUGUCCUUGAUACGUGAACAACUUGUUCAGAUUGAAACCCAGCAAUCCAAUCUUUUGGACCUUCUCCAGAGAUUCAUGGGGAGCUCUCAGAGCGGGAUUAACUCUCUGGAGACGAGAGUGCGUGGUUUGGAAAUGGCAUUGGAUGAAAUAUCACAUGACCUGGCUGUAUCAAGAGGAAGGAUACCCGAGACCGAUUCAGCCGAUAACACAUGCUGCAAGCUCCCCGGCACAGAAUUCUUGAGCUCGAAGCUAUGGAGAAGACCAGACGGCGAUCAGUACUCUGCAGCUUCAAGGUUCCCUUCGUCCCGUAUAAUGCAAUCACGAAACAGCCUCGGGAAUAGUGGGGCAUAUCUCCCCGAUGGCAGGAGAUUUCAGCAGAGACAUAGUACCAGCAAAGGUGGUUUUGUUGGCAACUCGUUGGAAGGCGUUCAUAUUCUUGGCAGGGCCAAUAUGGCAGGGCUCUCUCCGAGACAAAUGUCAAGCAAACUAUUUCAAGAUGAAGCAAGUAGUCAAAGGGCGAGUAUCUGAAACACCAGCUGCGCCAAUUGCGUUUGUGCUAUGACCAAACUUGAGGCAGCAGCCAGGUAAUAAAAAAUCUCUUUUCUCUAUAUCGAUUCGAUUCAUCGAAUGUUGUCUUACAAUCUGUUGUACCAGAUCUAAAAUUGGAUCCCUCUCUAUAUGGAUCCUCAUGUUGAUCAGUAAAUAACAAGUAAAUUAGAAAUCAUUGGUCAUGUUGGUCAUGUCAGUCCACUCAGGCCCUUUGUGAUCAUUCCCAUUCAGUUUAACAUUGAAUCUGAAUGUCUUCAUUAUAGUGCUUUCGCUGAUUCUCGUGACUGUUGUAAUCAGGUUUACUACUGAAUCAAAAUCAUAGCGGAGAGUCUCAUUGGGAAAGAGAAUUUGAAGAUGCUAAACAAGUUUGAUCGAUCACACGGGAGCCUAUUAGUUAAAAAGAAACACAGGGAUAUCUUGAAGGUAGAGUGGCAGCAGAGUAUGGAAAUGAGAGUCGUCUGGAUUGGAUGUGUACAGGAAGACGAAACUGAAGUUAUCAUCAUCAUCAAUGGCGCCUUCUCGUUUCUUUCCCCCUCCACAAUGCUUCUUAUGUGUUGGGAAUGAAUGUUGGUCUUGUUUGUCGAGCAGGUGUGGAAGUAGGAUCACAGUCUUUUCAUUAUUUGCGCCUAAAGGGUUAACAUUUGCGAUUAGGAAAAUUGGGGCUUCUUCAGCAGGUUGCAAUUUCUUUGUUUGCUUUUGGGGCUCUCAGUAGUUUCCACGAGCAGAAUGGGAUGGAGGCAAUAAUACGAGAGAGCUUUUUGUGGUACAAAAUGGACACGUGCAAAAUGAACAAACACAGACUACAAACUCAAUCAAAUUCCACAAACAAGAAAAGCAAA
Molecule: messenger RNA, 3211 nt
Organism: Linum tenue
Lineage: Eukaryota; Viridiplantae; Streptophyta; Magnoliopsida; Malpighiales; Linaceae
Source: the annotation of a GenBank genome assembly